Messenger RNA from Ectocarpus sp. CCAP 1310/34, 619 nucleotides. Lineage: Eukaryota; Phaeophyceae; Ectocarpales; Ectocarpaceae. The record is from the annotation of a GenBank genome assembly.
UCGUUCAGGGUCUGAGGUUGUCCGACAACCAGCUCCAAGGUGUGCUACCUGGCGCUGCUUUGACAAACAUGCGUGGCCUGGUGACCCUCGACCUCUCAGGCAAUGAGAUUGGAGGUACCCUGCCUCCUGAGCUUGGGAAGAUGCUCAACCUCCAGUAUCUCCGCCUCGCGGUCUCGAAGCUGGAGGGGCCGAUACCGGACACGCUCGGCGAGAUCAAGGGCGAGGCUUCGGGAGCUGGACAUCUCCCAUUCGAGGUUAUCAGGUCCAAUUCCGCUAUCUCUCGGGCGCUGUACCAAGCUCUCCUCGCUAAACUUGUCCCACAACAGGCUCAGCGGCUCGAUGCCGCCUGAAAUAGGCAACUUGCGAGCACUGCGGGAACUUUUGCUCGGCCACAAUCGACUCACAGGGAGAAUACCUUCGUCGUUCGCUGACCUUGUGCGGCUUCGAUCGCUGAGCCUGUCGUGCAACCGUCUAGAAGGGACUCUGUCACCCUGGCUUGGAAAGCUCACGUGCUUGCAACGGCUGCUGCUCGACAAUAACCAACUGUCUGGUCGGCUCCCCAAGGCUCUUCAGAACCUUCGCCACAUCGAGGUCGCUCACUUUCAACGUAACUGUCUAU